AGAUUUAAGGACUGGAAAAAAUGAGAAAAAACACUUUGCAAGACCUGGUUGAUAAUCAAAGGAGAGCUGGAGGACUGGAACUUCAUUAGCCCGCUUCUCCCACCAUCUUCAUUCAUCAACAACAAAUCCAGAUCCCGGCGGUUCCUCUCUCUCGCUCUCUGUAGAGAUGCCAAGCUUAAUGGUAAAACUCUAUAGUGUCAUCUUCAAAUAUCAACAAAAGCAUCUCCUACAAGGCUUGAUAGAAACCCCAGAAUCCAACAAAUCAAACCCAUUUGGCAUUACUUCUAGGCCCCACGAAUCCAUCGCCGCUAGCAACCCAUCAUUUACCGAUGGUGUAGCCACCAAAGACAUCCGUGCCAAUCCCUACUCUUCUCUUUCUCUCCGGAUCUUCCUUCCCGAUACAGCUGUCACCUCCUCAUUGGCUUCUAGUUAUCAAAUUCCCAAUUACGGUGGCUAUUCGCCGGUGGAAGGAAGAUCUCACCGGAAGUUGCCGGUGAUGUUGCAGUUCCACGGAGGGGGGGUUGUGAGCGGGAGCAAUGAAUCGGUGGGAAACGAUGCGUUUUGCAGGAGAAUAGCGAAAUUGUGUGAUGUGAUUGUGGUGGCUGUUGGGUAUAGAUUGGCACCAGAGACCAAGUAUCCGGGGGCUUUCGAAGAUGGGUUCAAGGUUUUGAAUUGGUUAGCGAAGCAGUCUAAUUUGGCUGUUUGUGGGAGAUUGGGUGCUCAGAACCAUAUCUUUGACAGCUUCGGUGCUUCCAUGGUGGAGCCUUGGUUGGCUGCUCAUGGAGAUACUUCCAGAUGUGUAUUGCUUGGGGUGAGCUCUGGUGCGAACAUAGCAGAUUAUGUGGCAAGAAAGGCUGUAGAGGCUGGGAAGCGAUUGGAUCCAGUUAAGGUGGUGGCACAAAUCCUGAUGUUUCCUUUCUUUAUUGGAAGAACUCCCACCCAUUCUGAGAUUAAGCUGGCAAGCACAUAUUUCUAUGAUAAAACCAUGUGCAAGCUGGCAUGGAAACUCUUCUUACCAAAGGAAGAGUUCAAUCUAGAUCACCCAGCUGCUAACCCUCUUGUUGCCGGGAGGCAGCCACCUCUUAAGUGCAUGCCCCCGACUAUAACAGUUGUUGCUGAGCAUGACUUAAUGAGAGAUCGAGCCAUUGCCUACUCAGAGGAACUACGGAAAGUUAAUGUGGAUGCACCUCUUCUUGAUUAUAAGGAUGCUGUACAUGAGUUUGCUACUCUUGAUGUGCUUCUCCAGACACCACAGGCCCAGGCAUGUGCAGAGGAUGUCUCUAUAUGGGUCAAGAAGUACAUAUCACUCAGAGGCCAUGAGUUUUCUUAUUGAAUAGAGCAGAAAAGAAGAAAGUGAGCAGGAAGGGGAAGGAGUUGUUCAGUAGGUGCAGGAUCAUUGUCUUUAUGAUUUCUGGUGCCUCUUUUCCUUUUCUUUUUCUUAUUUUUCCCCUUGAGAUAUGAGCACUGUUGUACACCGAGGAAUAGAGCCAGCGCUUCUAGCUCUAUUUCAUUUGUCAAGUUCUCUAUUUAGGGGAACGGUCUUUGUCUCUUAUUGUAAAGUAUACUGCGGUUGUCUGAGUGCAGGACUCACUUGAAUUUUGAUGAAAAUUUUACUCAUUGGAUAUUAAAGGAACAUUACUUUGUGAGCUCAGUUUCAGGCCUCUUGCAUGUAAACAGUAGAAUUGCAGUGAUACUCUGAUAUCAGCUUCUUGCCACACCUCAUGUCUUCUUGGAUUUGUUGGCCUUCUCUGUCUCUGAGGAUGCUCAUAGGACUUCGGCAUUGCCUCUAUAUGCUGUUUCCUUUCUGCUGUCUUUGGAGUUACCUUGUUCUGUGCUCCUGCCAGUUCUGCUUCAUAAAUCAAACUCAGGUUCAUCUUGUUCCUUCUGGUGUUAUUUCAUCACUGAUCACAUCCUUCUGGUGUUAAAUUUCAUCACAGAUCACAUUUCUAAGCAUUGCUCCUUUGCGCGCUCAAUUUCUUUCGUUGUGUGUACCAUUGUUUUUUUUAACUGCCGGGCACUCUCCUGUAUCUAACACAUGUUUUCUGAAUGUAUACUGCUAUAGACAAGGUCUAAAAGUUGCUGCUAUCAUUACUCCGCGUGAAUGGUAAUGCAGAUUCUUAUUUUACCAUGAUAUUCUGCCUGCUAUUGUCUGGAUGCUGUCGGUUCUCACCACCAAACCUUCCUCUAUUGCUGCAUGCUGAAACCUCUACGUGCCAGUGACUUCACGUCUCAGUUCUCUCUAGUGCGUGGCCAUUGUAGGACUGUUCUUUUGGGAUAGUCAGGGAAGAGUGUAUUUUCUUUUCUUGUUUUUUUUUUUUAAUCUCCAUAAUGCCUUCAUUUCUGUCAGUGAAUGAAGAAAGAGGAACAUGCUUUGGUUCGACUCUAUGCCCAAUGUUAAUAUAUAUGGUGUACACGUUUGAGCAAUAAUGCAAGUUUGAUUGA
This is a messenger RNA of Populus euphratica (Euphrates poplar), 2442 nucleotides long. Its product is annotated as probable carboxylesterase 11. The transcript is spliced from 2 exons. Gene Ontology annotation, molecular function: hydrolase activity. NCBI's taxonomy places the organism in Eukaryota, Viridiplantae, Streptophyta, Magnoliopsida, Malpighiales, Salicaceae. Bases 167 to 1333 code for a protein of 388 amino acids. The record is from RefSeq and is a predicted model, not a curated record.